Molecule: messenger RNA, 5584 nt
Organism: Hyla sarda
Lineage: Eukaryota; Metazoa; Chordata; Amphibia; Anura; Hylidae
Gene: OGDH
Product: oxoglutarate dehydrogenase
Exons: 23
Coding region: 199-3264 (1021 amino acids)
Biological process (GO): tricarboxylic acid cycle
Cellular component (GO): mitochondrion; oxoglutarate dehydrogenase complex
Molecular function (GO): thiamine pyrophosphate binding; oxoglutarate dehydrogenase (succinyl-transferring) activity
Source: RefSeq, a predicted model, not a curated record
AGGGGUUCAUUCAUCCAUCGGAGGCCCAAUGAGUGUCCUUUUGGCUCCUAUCAGACAGGCACACAUCUGUGUAUCUAUAUUGUAUUACGGACUAGCAUUGCAGGCUACGCUAUAGAAAGGUUUACUGUAAAACGUGUAGGAGUGUACGAAGCCUAUUACACCAGGUUCUGGUAAUUGGUCUCCCACAAGGACACAACCAUGUAUAGCUUAAGGACUUGUGCUGCUAAACUAAGGCCUCUGACGGCCUCUCAGACUGUUCGGUCAUUGAAACACAGUCGGCCUGCGGCCCCAAGGACGUUUCAGCCACUCAGGUGCCUUAGUACACCUGUGGCCGCAGAGCCUUUUCUUAGUGGGACUAGUUCGAAUUACGUGGAGGAGAUGUACUAUGCAUGGCUGGAGAACCCUAAGAGUGUCCACAAGUCAUGGGACAUAUUCUUCCGGAAUGCCAAUGCCGGAGCAGCGCCAGGAACAGCUUACCAGAGCCCUCCGCCCCUGGGUCGCAGCCUUUCUGCAUUCAGCCAUGCACAGUCACUAAUACAGGGACAGCCAAAUAUAGAGAAACUGGUGGAGGAUCAUCUUGCUGUGCAGUCCCUCAUCCGGGCAUAUCAGAUCCGUGGGCACCAUGUUGCCCAGCUUGACCCACUGGGCAUUCUGGAUGCAGAUCUGGAUUCCUGUGUGCCAGCUGACAUUAUCACAUCCUCAGACAAACUCGGGUUUUACGGACUAGAGGAAUCCGACCUGGACAAAGUCUUCCAUUUGCCAACCACUACGUUUAUUGGAGGGAACGAGACGGCGCUGCCCCUUCGAGAGAUCAUUAAAAGACUUGAGAGCUCUUACUGCCAGCAUAUCGGAGUCGAGUUCAUGUUCAUCAAUGACCUGGAGCAAUGUCAGUGGAUCCGGGAGAAGUUUGAGACCCCGGGAAUUAUGCAGUUCACUAGUGAGGAGAAGCGGACUCUGCUCGCAAGACUGGUUAGAUCUACCAGGUUUGAAGAGUUCCUCCAUCGUAAGUGGUCAUCAGAAAAGAGAUUUGGUCUGGAGGGAUGUGAAGUGUUAAUUCCAGCUCUGAAAACCAUCAUCGAUAAAUCCAGUGAGAACGGCGUGGACUAUGUCAUCAUGGGGAUGCCACACAGAGGGCGUCUCAAUGUCCUGGCCAACGUGAUCAGGAAGGAGUUGGAGCAGAUAUUCUGUCAGUUUGACUCGAAACUGGAAGCAGCGGAUGAGGGUUCUGGAGACGUGAAGUACCACUUGGGAAUGUAUCACAGGCGGAUAAACAGGGUAACAGACAGGAACAUCACCAUGUCAUUGGUCGCCAACCCUUCCCAUCUUGAGGCCGCCGACUCUGUUGUCCAGGGUAAAACCAAAGCAGAACAGUUCUACGGUGGGGAUAAUGAAGGCAAGAAGGUGAUGUCUGUCCUCAUACACGGAGAUGCUGCAUUUGCCGGACAAGGGAUAGUUUAUGAGACUUUCCAUUUGAGUGAUCUCCCAUCUCACACUACACAUGGCACUGUCCAUGUAGUGGUCAACAACCAGAUUGGUUUCACCACUGAUCCCCGUAUGGCCCGCUCUUCCCCAUACCCGACAGAUGUAGCCAGGGUUGUCAAUGCCCCAAUCUUCCAUGUCAAUGCUGAUGACCCUGAGGCUGUCAUGUAUGUCUGCAAUGUGGCUGCAGAAUGGAGAAGCACCUUUCACAAAGACGUGGUUGUGGAUCUGGUGUGCUACCGCCGCAAUGGGCACAACGAGAUGGAUGAGCCCAUGUUCACACAGCCUCUGAUGUACAAGCAGAUCCGCACCCAGAAGCCAGUACUACAGAAAUACGCAGAGACCCUUAUAUCUCAAGGAGUGGUCAAUCAGCUGGAAUAUGAGGAAGAGAUAGCUAAGUAUGACAGAAUCUGCGAGGAGGCACUUACACGCUCCAAAGAUGAGAAGAUCCUUCAUAUCAAGCAUUGGCUGGACUCCCCAUGGCCCGGUUUCUUCACUCUGGAUGGGCAGCCCCGCAGUAUGUCCUGCCCCUCAACAGGGCUCAGUGAAGAAGAAUUGUCUCAUAUAGGAAGUGUUGCCAGCUCUGUUCCUGUGGAGGAUUUUACGAUCCAUGGAGGUCUUAGCCGCAUCCUAAAGGCCCGAGGAGAGAUGGUGAAGAACAGGACUGUUGACUGGGCACUGGCUGAGUAUAUGGCAUUUGGGUCACUCCUAAAGGAAGGCAUCCAUAUUCGUCUGAGUGGACAAGAUGUAGAAAGAGGCACAUUCAGCCACCGUCACCAUGUGUUACAUGACCAAAAUGUGGACAAAAGAACUUGUAUCCCUAUGAACCAUCUGUGGCCCAACCAAGCUCCAUAUACUGUGUGCAACAGUUCACUCUCUGAGUAUGGAGUACUGGGAUUUGAACUGGGGUUUGCAAUGGCCAGCCCAAAUGCAUUGGUCCUCUGGGAGGCCCAGUUUGGAGAUUUCCACAACACCGCUCAGUGUAUCAUUGAUCAGUUCAUCUGCCCUGGGCAGGCUAAAUGGGUACGACAGAAUGGAAUAGUCCUGUUACUCCCCCAUGGCAUGGAGGGCAUGGGGCCUGAACAUUCCUCUGCAAGACCUGAACGCUUCCUGCAGAUGUGCAAUGAUGACCCGGAUGUGUGGCCUAAAGCCUCUGACGACUUCGCUGUUCGCCAGCUUUAUGAUUGUAACUGGAUCGUUGUCAAUUGCUCCACUCCAGCUAACUUCUUCCAUGUGCUCCGCAGACAGAUCCUGCUACCGUUCCGUAAACCACUCAUCGUCUUCACUCCAAAGUCCCUUCUCCGUCAUCCUGAAGCCAGGUCAAGUUUUGAUGACAUGCUGGCAGGUACACACUUUGAGAGAGUUAUCCCAGAUUCUGGGCCUGCGUCCCAUAACCCUGCUGGAGUGAAGCGCAUAAUCUUCUGCACAGGAAAAGUGUACUAUGAGCUGAACAAAGAACGCAGCACCCGAGAAAUGGAUUCUGAGGUGGCUAUCACCCGUGUGGAGCAGCUGUCUCCAUUCCCAUUUGACCUUCUGGAGAAAGAAGUAAAUAAGUAUCCCAAUGCAGAUAUAGUAUGGUGCCAAGAGGAACACAAGAAUCAGGGUUAUUAUGAUUAUGUGAAGCCAAGAUUACGCACCACAAUACACCGCAAUAAACCAGUCUGGUAUGCCGGCAGAGAGCCCGCAGCUGCCCCAGCCACUGGCAACAAGAAAACCCACCUGACUGAACUGAAGCGAUUCCUGAACACGGCUUUCAAUCUGAAUGCAUUCGAUGACCUCUCUUAGACCAGCACACGUUUCCUUCCUCCUUCUGCACUCCCCAUCUUCCAUCCAUACACUUACCGGGGGGCAUCCUCUCCGUGUCUUUGCUUUUAAUCUGGCCAGGAUAAAGUUACACAGGGCGGCUCAUUGCUGCCCUACAACCACUCACCAUUAAAUAGGGCAAAACGAACAGGAGUUUAGUGUCUUAUAAAGGGAGAAAAAUCCAAAAUCCCAGCUGAAUCUCUAUUGUGUAUAUGAAUGUGGUUAUGUACAGAGGGCACUGCUUUUAUUAUUUAAACAUGAGCUAUGGAAUAGUUACUGUGUAUCACCCAUGUUUUCUCCUGACACUAGCCACAGAUACAAUUUGGGCUGCCAUGCACAAUUUUUUAAAGUCACAUUUUAUACAAGUAAAAGUUUUAUUCCCCCCUUCUGUACUAAAUCCCUUAUAAUCUGGAAUCAACGCAUCUUCCUGUGUUAUAUAAUCUCAAGCAGUUAAAGGGGCUCUGCACUAACCUGAAAUAUCCACACCGGUCCCCCAGGGAUACAUCCUAAAGAGGUACAUCCAUUCUGCGUAUGAAUAUAGUCGUGAUGUGGAUGUCACCCUGAGGGACCCCCAGGGGCAUGACUGAAAUUAAGGUUAAUGAAGAGCCCCAUUAAAAAAAACUACACCCUAAAGACACAGCCAUGUCCGUCUACCUGUGAGUUACCUCUGAAGAACCCAGAGAGUGGUGAGAUGCGCAUGAAAAAUGUUCUGGAGACCUGCUGCUUGCGAUAUUCAGUGGGAAGAAGCUUUAUCCUUAAAGAAGAAAGAAAAAACAUGAAAAUGAUUUGAAGGGAAGUCUUGAUGUUUUUGUAGGUGGUGAUGCGCUCUCCGGAGAGACUAAUAUGACGGCUUGUAUAGUGAACCACUUAUUGUGUACAGCACGACAUCAGGUAUCUGCUUCCAGCAGACUAUUCAUGACACAGCUGCAGAUUACUACGCCAUACAACUUUUAUAGAUUUUUUAUUAUUAUUUUUUACUUAGGAAGAAAGAGGGGAAUCAUUUUACUAAAUAUAUAUACAUAUAUACAUGCUGUUUCCUUAGCUCCUUAAAGGAUAACUACUAAGAUCUAUAAAUAAGCCCCUUACGAAUAGUAGCAGAGGGUAUGCAUUUUCUUCCUCUCCUUAAUCCAGUGUUACCCAACCAGGGUGCCUCCAGCUGUUGCAAAACUACAACUCCCAGCAUGCUCGGACAGCCUUCGGCUGUCCGGGCAUGCUUGGAGUUGUAGUUUUGCAACAGUUGGAGGAACUCUGGUUAAGAAAUACUGCCUUAAUCACAUGACUCAGGAACAGCAACAAUACCACACACAGAGGCCAUGGACAGGACUGGCAUUGUUUCUUAGGAAAAAUAUACAUAUAUGCCUUACCUUUGUUCUAGUCCAAGACAAUCCUAAUUAAUAAAGCUUAAAGGAGUACUCCGGUGGAAAACAUAUAUAUAUUUUUUUUAAUCAACAGGUGCUAGAAGGUUAAACAGACUUGUAAAUUACUUCCAGUACUUAUCAGCUGCUGCAUAAUACACAGGAAGUUUAUUUCUUUUUGAAUUUCUUUUCUGUCUGUCCACAGUGCUCUCUGCUGACACCUCUGUUCACAUCAGGAACUGUCCAGAGCAGGAGAGGUUUGCUAUGGGGAAUUGUUCCUGUUCCGGACAGUUCCUGACAUGGACAGAGGUGUCAGACAGAAAACUUCCCCUGUAGUAUACAGCAGCUGAUAAGUACUGGAAGGAUUAAGAUUUUAAGUAAUUUACAAAUCUGUUUAACUUUCUGGAGCCAGAUGUUAAAAAAAUAUGUUUUCCACCAGAGUACCCCUUUAAAGAAAGGUAAUGCAGGUAUAAAACAGUGAUUGAGGGGGUAAAACAAUCAUGUGGUCUGGCAUAUCUGUCCGGCAUGUUUAUGAUGGAACACGGACAGGAAGUGUUGUCUUAGGAAUACAUGUACUGUAGCUGUUCCUGCUGUCUGGCAGCUCAGACAGGAAGUGUUAUCUUGGGGAUACAGGUAGAGAAGUUGUUUGCUAUCCUUCCAGCUGUUGUAAAACUAUGACUCCCAGCAUGACUGUGUGUUUAUGCUGGGAGUUGUAGUUUUGCAAAAGCUGGAGGCUCACUGGUUGGGAAACACCGGUCUAGAUUUUGGUAGUUCUCCUUUAUGGCCAUGGCAGUAAUAACCUAACUUUUAGCUAUGCGCAUGAUUGGCUGUUUUGCAGUAACCCUCAGUUACUCCACAACCACCACCCUAACAUUUAGGGUGCGUUCCCACUUGGCGUAUACGCAGCACACUUCACGCUGCGCAAAUUUUUUUUACGGCAGCAGCGG